UCAGGCAAGGACUUGUCAUUUUAUUUCUCAGUGGACUUUCCACACACAAAAACAAUAUUUGUUACUUUUAGAGUUUAGUAUCCAAAACAAAAAUCAUUCAUUGACAUUAUGGGAAAUUUAUUGAGUUCCAAAACUAGUAAGUGCAAAAGACAACCCUCCGGCUAUCGACAAUUCUUAAGAGCCUACAAGCAGAAGCACCCGGAUAUGCCGCAGAAGCAGAUGACCCUUUCGGCCCUGCGGAACUGGGGCAAACUCUCUCCAUCGCAGAAGAUGAGCUUUGUCAAUGUGCCAUCCCUGCAGGCCAGUCAUACCCUUCAAAAAUUGAACAUCACCGACCGCAGCAGGGCCAGGGCCAGGGCCAGGCGUCGACGCAACAAGAAGACUGGAACAAAAACGCAAGCCUCAAGCCUCCCAGAGUGCGACUUCAACUCCGAUGAUGACAUUCGUUUCCCCAUUUUCAUGAAUCAAUAUCGUUCAGUUCACAAAGAGCUCUCCGAGUCAGAGCUCUGCCAACAGGGCACCAAUGCCUGGACGGCACUCACCGAGGAGCAGAAGAAUCUGUUCAAAGAUACUCCCAGAACCGUGGUCCUGCUGGAACACUGCACCUGCUCAUCGAUUGCAAAGCCUAAAGCCCGAGCGAGGCGCAAAAAGAAAUAAUUAUAAGUAAACAAAACUUUACCCAAUAAAUGACCGGCCAUGCAUGGACGCUUGACACGUGAGAA
This is a messenger RNA of Drosophila guanche, 722 nucleotides long. RefSeq lists its product as uncharacterized. NCBI's taxonomy places the organism in Eukaryota, Metazoa, Arthropoda, Insecta, Diptera, Drosophilidae. Gene Ontology annotation, biological process: spermatogenesis; sperm DNA condensation. The record is from RefSeq and is a predicted model, not a curated record. The transcript is spliced from 2 exons. The coding region runs from base 109 to 657 and encodes 182 amino acids.